UUAUUCAUUAUUUUGUACUUGGCGGUGCCAUACGUUUUGGAGAAAUGGCCCAGUUUUUCACAUUCAUUCAUCUUCAAACCUAAAAACACCUCGGGCGACAAACAUGAGUACUAUACUUGUUUCGAACAGCAUCGGCUAUCACACAAGUCAACGAGAAAUUUUUAUGUGGAGACUGCAGACAGCGGUGACAAACUUGGAGUAUGGCAUAUACUGCCGUACGAGAGUGCGCGCGCCGCGGACGGCUAUGAGCCUUGUGAAGAUCUAUUCGAACAUGAACUUCACAAUAACACGCCUAUUUUUAUCUACUUUCACGGUAACACGAAAACGCGGUCAGUGUCUUGGCGUAUUGACAAGUACAAACUGCUUUCGUCUCUCGGUUACAAUGUGAUCACCUUCGACUAUCGGGGCUACGGGGAUUCUAGUGGCAAGAUGACUGGCGAGCUAGACUGUGUUCAAGAUUCUAUGGCCAUUUUGCAGUAUGUCUAUGACCAUUGCAAUUCAAGCCCUGUGUUCUUCUGGGGUCACUCACUUGGAACCGCAGUCGUUGGGUCACUAAUUCGACAUAUCACCGAUGCGUGGGAGAUGUCCUCUUCGAAUUGUCUUCCAUUCCCAAGCGGGAUUAUUCUGGACGCUCCAUUUACUGCACUUUCACAAGUCAUUAUUGGUCAGAAGUCGAUGUGGCCUUACAGAGUCGUGCCUCCUAUGCGAAAAAAGAUGGUUUCAAUAACCAGAAAUUUGCGGAUGGAAUUUAACACACAGGAAAAUUUAACUGGAUGUCCCGUCCCCCUUCUAAUUCUGCACGCCAAAGAUGAUCCUUUGGUGCCCUAUCAUCUAGGUGAAAAGUUGGCAAAGAGCUUGGAAUCUACCACUGACGUGACAUUCGUACCAUUUGCGGCUGAAAGAGGAUACCGUCACAAUUUUAUACAUACAGCUCCCGAAAUUCCUGACCUCAUCAGAAAUUUUGUCCGCAGUUCAUUAAAAAAACAACUGUUUGAGCACAUCUGAAGGACUACUGUACCCAUGCACCUCAGAGUUCUCACCUUCUCACCGACUCACCGGCUGUGUUCGACUAUGCAUACAUUAUAGCCUGCCAAGCAUUCCAUAGUUUUCGGGAAUGUCAUUGUUUUUCUACUACUAUGUUCACGUUUUCAAGCGCUACUGUGAUUGGACGAUUACUUCUGGCAAG
Messenger RNA from Opisthorchis viverrini, 1186 nucleotides. RefSeq lists its product as hypothetical. Gene Ontology annotation, molecular function: phosphatidylcholine lysophospholipase A1 activity; monoacylglycerol lipase activity. Gene Ontology annotation, cellular component: endoplasmic reticulum membrane. The transcript is spliced from 9 exons. Gene Ontology annotation, biological process: phosphatidylserine catabolic process; monoacylglycerol catabolic process. The record is from RefSeq and is a predicted model, not a curated record. NCBI's taxonomy places the organism in Eukaryota, Metazoa, Platyhelminthes, Trematoda, Opisthorchiida, Opisthorchiidae. The annotation marks the transcript as partial.